Lentinula edodes (shiitake mushroom) is the source of this 3315-nucleotide messenger RNA. RefSeq lists its product as uncharacterized. The record is from RefSeq and is a predicted model, not a curated record. Bases 1 to 3315 code for a protein of 1104 amino acids. The transcript is spliced from 10 exons. NCBI's taxonomy places the organism in Eukaryota, Fungi, Basidiomycota, Agaricomycetes, Agaricales, Omphalotaceae.
AUGGCCUCUCCCUUUGCAGGACCUUCUUCUCCCCGCAAAUUGACUGGAUCAACUCCUGGCAUAUUGGAUUCUACGCAGCGCGACCGACUUCUAACGUUCUCUAGAUCAACACUAUCCUUUGCUUCAUUUAAUCCUCGCACUGCGACAUCUUCGCAAUUAACACCAGAUGCACGCAAACUUUCCUUAAAUGAGGAACUGUAUAACCCCAAACGCGUCGUUAUAGAGACGUCUCCAACGGGAGAAAGUUUCUGGAGAUUCGUGCCAAAAGCUCGAAUAGAUGAAGGGGUAGUGGAUGAAGGUGAUUGGCCAAGAGUAAUCGAUAUUUGCGGCAUGCUUUACGAAUGCUCCCAAGAUCAAUGGGAUAUAUACAAGCUAGAUCCUUUGUACGAAUGUCGCGUGCGAGCUCCUCCCGCGUCGUCAACAAUUAUUCGUGUGUCUCCCAAAUCUCCGGAGAGUCCACAAUCAAAUGGAAAAAGGACUUCCAGUAAAGCUGGUAUUCCUCCUCUUAAUCCACGGAAAAAACUGCAUACUGGCAGUGGAAAUUCAUCUCUCGAUUUAGGCUAUGACGAUGAUGAGGUGGAAGAAGUAGAGGACAUGAUCGUCGACCAAACUAUGCCACCGCCACCGCGAGCGAGAUCGGCGAGCCUUCGGAGAAAGCAGGUGGAAGAAGAUCUGUUUCGUACAACAUUCACCUAUAAACAAACCGCUCAAAGGAAGCGGACGCGAAAAACAUCUCCUGGUGCAGCCAAACGUGAACUAGACAUCCAACGUGCAAAACGGGAACGACGACGACGGGACAGGCAGCAAGCCAAAGUCAUCGGUCGUAGACAGCAAUGGCACGAACAGUUUAUGCAAGAAGUGUAUGCUGAAGUGCCCGAUUUCAAAUCGCCAUCGAACGGUUCCGAGGACGAAAACUGGAACGGAGGACCUUCUACCGACACUUCUUUCGACGACGACGCCGCGAGAGUAGCUGCCAUAGCUGAAUCACGACGUAAACUCGCAGAGCUUGAAGCUGAUCGUCCGCUCUGGGAAGAAGAAGCUAGAAAGCGUGCUUUACGUCAGAGGGUAGAAGAAGAAUCACAGCGCUUGAAGGCGGAGGAGCGCAAAUGGGCUGAUAUGAAGCGUGCUGAAGUUGAAGCACGUCAGGCUGAGAUGCAUCGAAAAGCCCAGGAAACCGCAGAGCGAACUGAGGAGCAGCAGGAUGCGAAACUUCGGGAGGAGGCUAUCAAACGACAACGGGAGAGACGGCAACGUGAGCAACGGUGGGCAUACGGUCACUGGACACCGAUUCGCGCUUUGGAGAGGUACAGGGUCUUAAGUGAGGCCUUUGACACAACCAAGUUCAAUGUUUACGACCCCUUAACCUUUCAUGUUAUUCCCUGGCCCAUUCUUAACCCUCCUGCCAAAAUGUCUGUAGAAGACGUCGACUGGAAUGCCGUCGAACUUUUCUUCGAGUCUGUCAGGCCACAUAUGCGUUCACAAGAUUUCAAGUCAUUUGUUGAAAAAAGUCAGCGCAGGUUUCAUCCGGAUAGGUGGAGGUCGCGAGGACUAUUGAGGACCGUAGCUGACGAGGCCGAAAGAAGUUGCUUGGAAGUUGGAGAUCCAUCGUUUUCACCAAGUGACCUCGGUAUAGCUCGAACUGGCGCUUCACAUAUGUCCUCAGGCAACUCCCUCUCAUCAACUGUGAUAACACUUUCAAACGGUCCCAGUCGAGGUCCUCAUAGUGCCGGGCCAUCUUUCAAUGCAUUCUUCCCAGAAUCUAUACCAGAGAGGCGAGAACAUCAGGUCAUUGCAUCCAUGCCCGCUUCACCUCGUAUUCCUCCACCUGCUAUCCUUCAUCCUCCAUCGACUCCAAUACCAACAAAUGUACAAACGUAUAACACAGCACGUGGUCCGCCGCCGCGGAGACCAGUUUAUCCACCGAACCAUUCGACCAUUGCCAGACUCCUACGCUUUUUCGGAUAUGGGAAUGAUGCUUCCAAGGUUCGCAAACAACUAGUUUCUUUAAUAUGGAGCUUGGGAUGGGGCUUUGCUCAGAUGGUCAGCAUCGUCGUUGUAUUGGCAUCGUCUGCCCCCAAAGCGAGUCCUACAGUUCCAGGAGCUAACGAAUGGACUGCCUGUGAACGGCCGCUCGGCGUUUGGUCUUGUCUUUGGCUAGCUCGCGUCAUCGUAGCAUGCGUGUUGGCCUACUGGGGAUGGACUCGAGACCGAUCAACUCAGAGUAGGAAUGCCCGUAUCGAUCCUGAAUCAGGCCAACGCGCGUCCAACUCGGAACAUCCGGGGCAAAUACGUUCCCAUAAUUCCCAGCAACCUCCUUCGCCUGGCACUCAUUCACCACAAACACAAAAUGCUAACCUUCCCCACACAGUCAUGUUCAGAAGAUUAUCACUCUUUUCUUCAAUGUACAGUCUAACUUGGUUUCUCACGGCCCACAUAUUGGUCUACACCUCCAUAAAAACCUGUCGAUUUUCUUCCCCGCACAUUUGGUGGCUCGUCUUUGCUAUCCUUUGUACAACGUAUCUGAUCAUAUUGGAAGUAAUUAUUCUGGGUCUGAUUGUCUUUGUCUUUGCACCGGUCGUCUUUUUGAUAUGGAAUAUAUUCCUCCUUUGCAUUGGACGACAUCCGUUACAGAAUCCUCAGAUGAUCAAGCCGGAUAUCGGGAAACUCCCUAAAAGCUUCGUCGACCGAAUCCCUUUAGUUAUGUACAUUCCUCCACCUCCCGAUGCGUCUCCUAUGGAAGGACCUAUACAAGUACCCCCAAGCAUAUAUUCCUAUCCACCCAAAUCUCCAGUAAAAAGGACGGAAAUCUCUGCUAAGACACGCUUCAGAUUUAUCAAAUUCAGAAAAUUUUCUUCCAAAUCCGACAAGAUGUCUAUUGAUGGCACGACAGAUAGUUCAAAGCAGGAGAAAUCGACAAAACCUGGCUCUUGGGAAGACAAUUGGGACACUGAAGGAUAUCCUUUUGUCGUUCUCGAUGACAACCGUGCUGCAUGUGCUAUCUGUUUGCUAGACUUCGAAGAGCCCACGCGGCUACAUCCUAUAGGUGAAGAACAAUCAAAAGUAGUGGAAUCUGAGCCGAACGGCGGGCCAGCUAAAGUGGAAGUUAUUUCGGAGGAAGAGCGCGAGAGCAAUGAGCUCAGAUUGGCCGAUGUAGGUGAAGGUGCACAGCCCCUUAGACUUCUUAAGUGCGGCCAUGUAUUCCACAAGACUUGCCUAGACCCGUGGUUGACAGACGUUUCUGGACGGUGUCCUGUGUGUCAGAGACAGGUGGAAUUACCGGAGCCUGAAAAGCAGAAAAAGGAAAGAAGACGGUGA